CCUCUCUAUUAUAAUCUGAUCGACUUGAUUCUAUUGUUUGAGAAAUGAUAGGAUCAAUAUCUUAAUAUCUUUCGUGAUUUUAUCAUUUUAAUACCCUAUUUAAUAUCUUAAUGAAUAUCUUUCGUGAUUUUAUCAUUUUAAUAAUUUGUACUAUUUUUCUCCUCUAUUUGAAACAUAUAUGUAUCCUUGGGUACUGGGUAAGCACUAGCAGAAAAGCGCAUGGUGUAAAAUUCUGGAAAUUGAUUUUCCUGUGUUUAAGGCGGUAAUGUAAAUAUGAUUCUCUGGUGGCAUGGAAUCAAUUUGAGGGAAACUUUUGGCUCCAUUUCCAAGUGGUGAAUUCAAUGAUGAGAAGACGAAUCCACAGUCAUCUCCAGCCACAAUGGCUCGUCCUCCGAAGAUUCUCUCUGUGGUCGAUGAAGAAGGAAGCAGAGUUAGAAUCGGCACUAUCACGCAAUCGGCGAUGGGUGGUGAAUAACCAGAUCAAGAACAUCAUCCUCCGCUACCCUAACAACGAAAUCCCCAUCGCAACCCUCCAGAAGAAAUUCAAAACCCUAGAUCUCCAAGGCAAAGCCCUCAACUGGCUCUCCAAGUACCCUUGCUGCUUCCAAAUCCACGAUCACCGCUGCCGCCUCACCAAACGCAUGAUGAACCUCGUCGCAGAGGAACAAUCCCUCAUCGAUGCCCAGGAACCCUUCUUCGUUCGCCGCUUGGCCAAACUCCUCAUGCUAACCCUCCGCAAGAGACUCACCGUCCUCAAAAUCAACGAAUUCAAACGCACUUUCGGCUUCCCCGACGAUUACCUAAUCAGAAUCGUCCCUAAGUACCCUAAUUUGUUCCGAAUCGUCAACGAGACCGGCAGGAGGAGCUCCAUGGCCGUUGAAUUGCUCCACUGGGACCCUGACCUCGCUGUCUCCGCCGUCGAAGCUGCCGCGCGGAAGCUCGGCACGCCGCCGCGCUUUUCGUGCUCUUUGCCGUCCUCUUGGGUGAAGUCCUGGGAGAGGUUUCGCGAAUUUGAUGAAAUUCCGUACUUUUCGCCGUAUUGGGAUCCGGGAGGUUUGGGGGAGGGCUCCAGGGAGAUGGAGAAAAGGAAUGUUGGUUUGGUGCAUGAGUUGUUGUCGUUGACUCUCUGGAAGAAGGCUUCCAUUGUGAAGUUAGGUCAUUUUAGGAGGGAGUUUGUUUUGCCUGAUAGGUUGAAUGUGUUGUUGCUCAAGCACCCUGGGAUUUUCUAUGUUUCCAAUAAGUAUCAGAUUUACACUGUUGUUCUUAGAGAGGCCUAUGUUGGGUCUCAGCUUGUGGAUAAGGAUCCUUUGGUGGUUGUGAAGGAGAAGUUUGGGGAGAUGAUGCAGGAGGGGCUUCAUGAGUACAAUCAGAGGCGGCGCCUCCUCAAUGUGGAGAAGAGGAGGAAGAAUGGGGUUCCUUUGGUUAGUGUAGAUGGUGAGAAGAAGGCUAGAAGGAGAAGAAGCCGUGAAGUUUCUGAUGAUGAUGAUGAUGAUGAUGUUGAUGGUCGUGGUGGUGGUGGAUGUGGGGGAGAUAGUAAGGCGGGAGGGUUGUUUGACCCCGAAGAAAGAAAACGGUUUUAUAGAGUUCUUUUCGAUGAGGAUGCUUCUUGAAAUUCCACCUAGGUGUGUAGAUUGUGUUUUUGAUUUGCGUAGUUUAGAUGUCAACUCUGCCUUCCCCGUCUCCGAAGGAUGAUUGCUUAAGAACUGGGCUUGUCUAUAUUACUUAUUUAUUAAUUUGUUACGUGUUGGAGGUUUAGAUGUUAGGGUCGGAUUAGUGGGUGCAAUCCAAGGUUUUGGGCGGGGAUAUAUUUACCUGGUGACUGUCACUUUGUUUUGGCUCUUCAUCUAAUCUAAUUCUAUGAAAGACAGGACAACGAUGAUCUGUUUAUGAGCAAUUUCUCGUAUGAUGAACUUAUGAAAGGAUCUAGUCUUGAGCUGAAUUCUUUCUUUCCCGUGUUAGUUUCUCAUUGCAAGAACUGUUAACUUCAA
Molecule: messenger RNA, 1988 nt
Organism: Cajanus cajan (pigeon pea)
Lineage: Eukaryota; Viridiplantae; Streptophyta; Magnoliopsida; Fabales; Fabaceae
Product: Ubiquitin carboxyl-terminal hydrolase family protein
Molecular function (GO): RNA binding
Source: RefSeq, a predicted model, not a curated record